Didymosphaeria variabile is the source of this 903-nucleotide messenger RNA. RefSeq lists its product as uncharacterized. The transcript has 3 exons. NCBI's taxonomy places the organism in Eukaryota, Fungi, Ascomycota, Dothideomycetes, Pleosporales, Didymosphaeriaceae. The record is from RefSeq and is a predicted model, not a curated record. Bases 1 to 903 code for a protein of 300 amino acids.
AUGUCAGUCUCCAUCGACGAUCGGCAUUCUCUCCCAAGAGGAAAGCAGAAGUCAAGGGAAUCAGAAGAAAAGGUGCUUGUUUACGAUGUCGACUCCUCAAACGAGCUAUACCUACGACUGUUUGUGCAUUUGACCACGCAUCUCUACACUACCGGUAUGCAGGCCGGUUACGACGUUUACACGGACGAAGAAAUACGCUCGGUGCGCGACUGUGUAGGGGACAGACUGUUGCGGGCACUGGACCCCUUAGUCCGCCCAACCGAGAUCGAAGCGUCUGAAGACAAGCUCUCAAAGCUACGGUCCGUGUUCCUGCUGCUUUUGGGCACUGUAUUCGAUCAGACUGUAUCGCGAUGGCGUAAGCAGGAGUCCAAGCAAGAAGCGUUGCUGCGGCUCUUGUGCCACUACUUGAUAUACAUCGGGAAAGCUACAGCACUAUUGGAAAGCUCAAGCGAGGAGAGCACCUUGCUUGAUAGAUGGAGAACACCAUGGAACAAGCCUGCAGCUUUCACCUGGAAUUGCAACCAGGGCUUAGAGAUGCACUACCGUAUAGAACCUUUAGCCAACUGGAUUAUAUCAUCAUCCGAAGACGAGUCACUCAGCAGCAUCGACGUCGACCUAUCAGAGUUCAACGAUGUCGCCAUGUUCACCGAGGACGGGGACUUGCUCAAGUGCUCAUCCUGCGGAACGUUAUGGACCGAGGUGGACCAGGCUGGACUGUGUCUGAUAUGCCAGAAGCCUGAAUACCAAGACGAGGGCUUCACACAACUCUUAUCUUUCGAAAGCGACUUUGACUUUCCAGCAAACCAGUUAGUUAGGGUUGGUGAGCAGCUGGACACUGACAUGGCUACCGAAAGCUUCGAUCAGUCACUGACUGAACAUGAGAUCGCCGCCGGGAAGAUGUAA